Ascochyta rabiei is the source of this 1149-nucleotide messenger RNA. Its product is annotated as transcription factor IIA subunit alpha. Bases 1 to 1149 code for a protein of 382 amino acids. Gene Ontology annotation, biological process: transcription by RNA polymerase II; transcription initiation at RNA polymerase II promoter. Gene Ontology annotation, cellular component: transcription factor TFIIA complex. NCBI's taxonomy places the organism in Eukaryota, Fungi, Ascomycota, Dothideomycetes, Pleosporales, Didymellaceae. The transcript is spliced from 5 exons. The record is from RefSeq and is a predicted model, not a curated record.
AUGUCGAACCAGGUGGUGGGUAAUGUCUAUCAGCAAAUCAUCGAGAAGGUCAUCCAGGCUUCGCAAAAUGACUUCGAGGAGUUUGGCGUAGACCAGUCGACGCUCGACGAGAUGAAGCAGGGCUGGCAAGAGAAGCUGUCUGCUCUCAAGGUCGCCGCCUUUCCGUGGGACCCACAGCCUGAGCCGGUGCGUCAGCCGCCUACAGUGCCAUCGAACGUCAAGGUAGACAAUGACAUGCCUCAGGUGUCUGCGGCGCAGGACCACAUCAACUUCCCUAAUCCACAGUUGAAGCCCGAGACUGGUUACCCGCAGCAUCCUAGUCAAAACUACCCUCAGGUCCAAGCCUACACUGGCGGCGGAUAUGACAACCACCACGGUCUCGCCCAGCAGCGAGCACAGAACCUCGUCAUGCAGCGACAGCAGCAGAAUAACAUGAUGCCACAGUCAAACUUCCCAAAUCUGCCCCAACAAAAUCUUCAUCUCCCACAACAAGGCCAGCAUCCCAUGCAGACCCAACAACAGCGAAUGAUGGCACCACAGCAGCAUCAGCAACAGCGCCCACCUCAACAACUGCCACAACAGCGUCCCCCGCAACAGCAGAACAAUCUAUACACCUCGCAAACAGAUGGUACUGGAGAAGGCUUAGAGGACUGGAAGGCGUUCCUUGCGGCGAGGCGAGCUGCAGAGAGCGAGGAAGGACGAGUUGCCGCUGACGAGUUUAUGCGCGCUCGUGUCGAUGCCAUGGCGAUGCAGCAGGAUAGUGGGUUAAUGGUUCCGCUCAACUCGAUGCCGAAAGGCAAGAAGAGGAAAGCAGCUGUUCGUGUCCUCCAAGCCGAACAAGCUAAGGCAUCGUCGUCGAUAUCAGUGCCCAGCGAGUCAGUGCCUGGCUUGUUUGACGGACCUGAUGACGACAUCAAGCCCGGUGAGGAAGAUCCGGAUGAUGCCAUCAACUCGGAUCUUGACGAUCCUGAGGACGAUCUGAACGACGGCGACAACAGCGACGAUGAGAUGGUCGAUUACAUGUUGUGUACCUAUGACAAGGUGCAGCGUGUCAAGAACAAGUGGAAGUGCACACUCAAAGAUGGCAUUUUGACCACGAACAAAAAGGAAUACCUAUUCCACAAAGCCAACGCUGAACUCGAGUUCUGA